Messenger RNA from Porites evermanni, 1400 nucleotides. The record is from the annotation of a GenBank genome assembly. Lineage: Eukaryota; Metazoa; Cnidaria; Anthozoa; Scleractinia; Poritidae.
AUGAUGAUGAUGAUGGUGAAGAAGAAGAGGAAGAAAAAUAAGAUGAAGGAAGAACAUGAGCAAGAAAAAGAAAGAAGAAGAGCAACAACGACAAGAAGAAGAAGCAAGAAUGAGGAAAGGAAGAACAAAAACAAUAACGAGAAGGACAAGAACAAGGAAAAGAAUAUAAGAACGAAACAAGAACAUCAAGAAGAAAGCAACAAAAAGGAGAAGUAGAUGAAGAUGACGAAGAACAAGAGCAGGAAAAAGAUGAUGAAGCAGAAGAACAAGAACAAUAACAACAAUAAAACAAUAACAAAAACAGCAAGAACAAAAAGAAAGACAAAGAACAAAACAGAAACAACUACGAGGAGGACAAAACGAGAAGAAAAAGAAUAAAACAAGAACAAGAGGAACCAAAAAAAACAAGAACAUCAAGAAGUAGAUGAAGCUGAAAGAGCAAGGUCAAAAGCGAGAGGAUGACGAUGAUAAAGGACAAGAACAAGAAUAAAUUAAGAACAACAGCAAGAAGAAGAACGACAAUAAGAACAACAUCAGCAAGACGAAGAACAAAACAACAACACCAACAAGAAAAACAACAAGAACAGCAGGAACAACAUUUUAAUGUAGAAUAACAUUUUAGAAUAUACUAGGGUCAAGGAUACCUGUAUAAUAGCUUAUUGAGCUAAGCAUAAACUCCACAUUACAUAAAGCACUUAGCCUAUGUUUAUCUUAUCUUAAGAUGGUAAAUCAAUAUAUAACCUAAAUAAUACGGUCCAGUCCAGAGAAUACUCCCAUGAGGCACGCCACUUUUGGUUAGGGGAUUUGACAAUGCAAUGCUGACCGCCUGGGUUCUAUUGUGCAAAUAAUUUGAAAACCAAUUUAGAGAGUUCCGCUUUAUGCCACAUCUCUCUGACUUUUUGAUAAGUGCCUCAUUUGGCACAGAAUCGAAGGACUUUCUUAGGUCGAUAAACACAGCUCCCAAGAACUUUAUGAGGGUCAAUGCCUCGAUAGAAUCGCAAAAGAACAUUACCGCGGUGAGUGUGGAGUGGUGCUGCCUGAAACCAACUAAAAGGGACUUAAUAAAUCGCUGUGCUUUAGAUAGUGUUGAAGGUGACGUUCACCACCUCAGAAAUUCUGGAUACAACUGGAAGUAUUAAUCGGUCGAUAGGUAUCCAUGAUUGCCUGUCCACCACACUUGUACAACGGCACCACCUUUGCUUUCUUCCACUAUCAGACGCUUAGCCAGUCGACAAAGAGAAAUAAACCAUGUGCCUUACCGAGGAAACUUUAACGCUGGCAUCGUCGUUUCAUUUCAAAAGACUAGCUGGUGUGUUGUCCAGACCGGUGGAGCCACCGACCUUUUAACUGACAAGAACGCUCUUAAUGUCGGCGUUAAGUCUCGCUUGCUUAGAGAUUAG